GGAAACGUGCCUUUCUACAGACUCUGGGGUAAUGGGGCGUGUUAAUGAUUGGUGCUUAAAGUGAAAAACUUGAAAAGAAAUGAAAAGUCAGUGUUGUUUAGAAGUCUUCUAACAUUUAUAAGUAAUAGCAUGGCGGAUGAGCUGUCGAUGUUUCGUCAGUGCCCGCUGCUUUUACCUCAAAACAGGGAAAGGACUGUAUAUGAUGGUUUUAUUACAGUCCAGGAUAGAGAUUUCCGUUUGAGGAUUUUGCUUCCUUCAGUCCAUGACGUUAAACAUGCAAGAUUACAAUGUAGCUGGCAGCUCAAGCAUGUGUUGAAAGGAUAUCAACAGAUUUUAAAACAGAGGUUGCAGCACUGCUCUGACCUGGUCAGCUUUAUGCUGGAGCUGAAGACUGUUUUGGCUUGUUUAUAUUGAUACUGAAUUCAGCACCAUCAAGCUAAAAGCUGAAGAUUCUGGGAGCAGAGUACAUUUGAUUACUAUUAAACUAAAACCAAAGUAUCCAGUAGACGCACCUGACUGUUUGGUGGACUUCCCAGUUCCAUUCACAGUUCCUUGGACACCUCAGGGCUCCUUAAUAUACAUUCACAGCCAGUUCUUGGCAGCUUUGGAGUCAUUGAAAGAAUUUUGGGAUAUCAUGGAUGAAAUAGAUGAAAAGACUUGGGUUCUUGAGCCGGAAAAACCCACACGUGGUGCCACCGUGAGAAGAAUUGCAAUAGGGAAUAAUGUUUCCAUAAACAUAGAUGUAGAUCCAAGACACCCUAAAGUACUUCCUGAAUGCUGCUUUCUUGGAGCUGAUCAUGUGGUGACUCCUUUGAGGAACAAACUGAACAGUAAUAUGCAUUCCUGGAACCCAGAAUGCACAGUGUUACAGAAUCUGAAGGAAGUUUUAGAAAUUGACUUUCCUGCUCCUUCUGCUCAUGAAAUAUCUAAUUUGAAUAUGGAGUGUGGUAUCUGUUAUGCUUACCGGCUUGAUUCUGCUAUACCAGAUCAGGUAUGCGAUGAUUCAAGAUGUGGUCAGCCAUUUCAUCAGGCAUGUCUUCUUGAAUGGCUUCGAGGGCUUCCUUCCUGCAGACAAAGUUUCAAUGUGAUCUUUGGAGAAUGCCCGUACUGUAGCAAGCCAAUCACAGUGAAAAUGUCAUCGAAGAAGUCUUGAGCUGAAAUUGUUCUAUGGAUGACUUGCAAGACAGUACCAGCAUCUACCUCAAGAAUCAGUGGCAGCAUUGCAAACUAAUACAUUGAAUUAACCAAAGCAUUUUAAUGUCAGAACUGCAACCAAAGCAUUUUAAUGUCAGUAGAACUGCAACACAA
Protopterus annectens (West African lungfish) is the source of this 1308-nucleotide messenger RNA. RefSeq names its product FA complementation group L (gene FANCL). The record is from RefSeq and is a predicted model, not a curated record. Gene Ontology annotation, molecular function: ubiquitin protein ligase activity. Gene Ontology annotation, biological process: interstrand cross-link repair; protein monoubiquitination. Gene Ontology annotation, cellular component: Fanconi anaemia nuclear complex; nucleus. NCBI's taxonomy places the organism in Eukaryota, Metazoa, Chordata, Ceratodontiformes, Protopteridae.